GAGCAGGAGAGCGAGGACAUGGCGAGGGAUUGAAAAAGUCUCCUCUGGAGUAAAUCUCUCUCAAGCUGAUCAGGGUGUGACACACUCACUCACCCACUUACCCACUCACUCACCCACUCACCCACCACAACGCUCGCUGUGUGGACACAACAACAGAUGUGUCGGGGGGUGAAGGAAUGACUUUUGAAGGCGAUAUUAGUUCUUCAAAUUCCUGACAUUUUCCCGAUGCUUGAGUCUUUGAGGCCAAAGUGAGAAUGGAGAAGAUGCAGACUCCACUUUCAUCCUCCUUCCUCCUGCUCUCUUUUCUCUUCUGGCCUUCAUCCUGCAGUCCGGGCUUGGACUUUCACGACUUCUACAGCGCACACCCGCGCUUCCUGUGCACACCAGUCCCUUUGGAUGCAGACCCCUCCUGCUUUCCCGCAGCGGGCGUAGGCGGGGCUGCCCAUCAAGGUCCGCCCCCAGCAGGCUGGUUGGGAGCGGGCGAGGAAGCCAAAAAUACCAUCCUCCACCUUAGGGAGAACCUGGUCCGCCAGAAAGAGACCAUCUUGGACCAAAGGGAGACCAUCAGGGAGCUGACGGCCAAGCUGGCCAUGUGCGAGGGCUUAGGGCGGACGCCUCACGAUGACCGCUCCUCGGAUCACGCCAAGCACUAUAACUGGGGUCACCACUACGGUACCCUCACACCCGACCCGCCGUCGGACGGAGUUCACCGGGAGAAGGAUGUCAAGCAUGAGACGUCACGGUCACCGGAGCAGAUGGAGAGCAUGUUGCAGGCGCUCAAGGAGAGGCUGGACAAUCUGCAGCAGAAGAGGAACUCAUCCCUCACGUAUUCCAGCGCUCUCAGACAACUCCUGCAGAGGAAGAUCCAUACUCUGGAGGAGCAACUGCACCAACGCACUGGUGCGCUCGGCGACCAGCUCCACCACGAUGACCACGACGACCAGCGCCACAUUGAUGACCACGAUGACCGUCACGACCUCCACCAUGAUGAUGAUCCUAACGGCCGGACAGACGACAGCGACCAGGGAGACCAUGGCGACCAUGAAGACCAUGGCGACCAUGGAGACCAUGGUGACCAUGACACUGGACAACAUUUGGACGAGCACAGCGAUGGCCGCCAUGACGGAGACAAUGAAGACACCGAUGAUGGUCACCAGGGCAACGAAGCAGACAGUCACACUUUUGUGCCGCACCCAGAAUCCAGUGAAGCUUCACAACAAGGAGGAUACCACAACCAACUGGACACCAUGCUUCAACAACUCCACCUGCAAGGUUCCAGCAGCAGAGAGAAUUUCCAGAUCAGUUUUCCAAUGAGAACAAACUUCAUGUUUGGAAAAAUGAAGAAAACUAUUUUGCAAGAAAUCUUUGCUUUCACUUUGUGUCUUUGGAUCAAAAACGGCGUGGGCGUCGCCAUGGGAACGCCGUUGUCCUACUCCGCACCUGGACAACCUAACGAGUUGGUGCUGAUUGAGUGGGGGGGGAACCCCAUAGAACUGCUGAUUGAUGACCAGGUGACGUCUCUGCCGUGGUCUCUGGGCGACGCCAAGUGGCAUCACGUGUGCGUCAGCUGGUCCACGCGGGACGGGGGCUGGGAGGCCUACCAAGACGGCGUCCAGCGGGGGUCCGGGACCGGCUUGGCUCCCUGGCACGCCAUCAAGUCGGGAGGCGUGUUCAUCCUGGGACAGGAGCAGGACACCCUGGGAGGUCGCUUCGACGCCGCCCAGUCCUUCGUGGGGGAAAUGGCGGACGUGCAGAUGUGGUCUCGGGUCCUGAGCGCCGCCGAGAUCCACCACCUGGCUUCCUGUGGCGGCCGCCCCACCGGCGACGUGCUGGCCUGGUCCGAGGCGCAGGUGGAGCUGCACGGCGGGGCGCUCAAACACGCCAUGGAGCCUUGCCGCUAAAACCAAUGCCUUCAUUUGCAGCAUUCUUUUAAAGUAGUCUGUGUAGGACAAGAGGACAUAAACACCUUCUUCAAUACAGCUAAAUAACCAAAGAAGCAACUAGACUUUGUCUGUAAAAAAGUGUUUUAGGAGAAGAAAUUAGUUUUUUUGUGUAUUUUUACAAGUUCACUGAAUGUUUUAGUGCAAAUUUACUCACACAUUUUUUAAAAAACAUAUUUGUGGCCUACUAGGCAUGUAUUAAAAAUGAAUAAAUUGUUAUGUGUA
This is a messenger RNA of Nerophis ophidion (straightnose pipefish), 2165 nucleotides long. Its product is annotated as neuronal pentraxin-1. Bases 255 to 1901 code for a protein of 548 amino acids. The transcript has 6 exons. The record is from RefSeq and is a predicted model, not a curated record. Lineage: Eukaryota; Metazoa; Chordata; Actinopteri; Syngnathiformes; Syngnathidae.